CAAACCCUAAAACCCAAUCGAUCAAAAAAUCAAAAUAUUCUGUCUUCCCUAACUCAACGCAACUUCGCACCCAAAAGAAAUCUGCAACUUUGAUCUACCAAAACGAUGUCGUACGACGACGUGGAGAUAGAGGACAUGCAGUGGAACGAGGAGUUGCGGGCGUACACAUAUCCAUGCCCAUGCGGCGAUCUUUUCCAGAUCACAAAAGAAGAGCUAAAGCUCGGCGAGGAAAUCGCUCGUUGCCCAAGCUGUUCUCUCUACAUCACCGUCAUCUACAACGCCGAGGAUUUCGCUGACAACAAAUCCAAGAACAACCUGGAGCCUCCAAAACGGCAAGCCAUAGCCGUUGCUUGAGACCUUUCAGAUGGCAAAUAGCAAACCAUACAAAAUGGUAUUAUAGCUGAUUGUCAUCGAACCAUGCGACAUGGUGGUUGCUUGACUUGUUGCACCAUACUCAAUGCGGAGGACGAUGCAGAGGAUGG
Messenger RNA from Durio zibethinus, 482 nucleotides. NCBI's taxonomy places the organism in Eukaryota, Viridiplantae, Streptophyta, Magnoliopsida, Malvales, Malvaceae. The record is from RefSeq and is a predicted model, not a curated record.